AUCAUCGUCUCCAUGUGGAUGUGCUGCGUUCAGCAGGUUGCUGCUCUGUGAAGGUUAAUGUACUGAUGUGUUGUCCAGUCUGAGCUUUAUAACAUCUGAACAUCAUCUAAAGGAUGUGAGGUUUAUGUAGCUUUUCUGGUUGUUUUUUGUUCCUUAAUAUUUGCUUCGAUUUUUUGAGCUGCUUGCUAAGAUUUUGUUGACUGAUUAUGUCCAUAAAUAAUGGAACGACAAACAAAUUGACUGUUUUUCUACUUUAGUUUUAAAAUGAUGGUUCCACAUUCAUCCGUUGUGCGUUGCAGAUAAAAGGCCUUUCCAACCGAGGGCCUGGGCUGCAGAUGCUAAUGAUGCUGGGUAGAUGCUGAAGAUGAAGCGUUUUGCUGAAGGGCAGCCGACCUUGGCAGGAGGAAGCAGGAACUGAACCCAGAACGUUCAGAAUCUGAGCCACAAUCAUCUUAAUCUGAGACGUUUAGCAGCAGGUUUCCAACGUCGGGUUCAAUUAUUUUAGAGGAUUUGAUGAACUUUGUUGGCAGAACCGUUCCAGCCGGGUUUGAAGCCUUCUGGACCAAAAGCUGCAGGAAGCUGUUGAAGUUCAUAGCACAGAGCUGCUCGAUCAGCUCCUCCAUGUUCAGUCAUGAUAAUCAGAUAAUAUUAACCAAAAGAGCCGUUCGGGUCAAACUACUUCUGUUUUUCUCCAGUGUUGUUCCUAGGAACCGGUUCUGGUUCUGUUCGUCCUGCAGCAGGUUGCUCUGGUUCAGGUUUCUACUUGGCCCAGUCGUCCUGCAGCUGCUGCUGUUUUUCUAUCAACUGUAGAAAAAUUGACUGAAAUGUUGUGGCCUAGUCCAAGCCCGGCCCGGUUCCUGGAGUGUGAAUGACUUUCACUUCCGUGUUGUGAGCCGGUUCUGGUCUCAGUGACUCUGAUCAGACAGGAAGUGGAGAUCAGUCUCUCUGCUGCCUCACCGCAGAGCAGCAGCCCGUCUGAUGGAUCUGCUGGGGACGGUUCUGCUGCUGGUUCUGGUGGGAUCAGAGGCCCAGAACCUGGUGAAUGUUACUGUAGAACCGGGUCAGGAUGUGACUUUAAACUGCUCUGUUAACAGUAGUGACAUUUUCUGGUUCAUGAAGAUCCACAGCCAGUUCAGAGCACAAAUUGGACUUAUUCGUUCUUCAUCAACCCCUUGCUACAGCCAGUCAGACUUUAAAUCAAAGUUCUCCAUGUCUGGAAACCAGCUGGUGAUUAAAACCGUCUCUGCUGAGGACAGCAGGCUGUACUACUGUGGGAUGAGGCAGAGCGAUCAGAUGGUUUACAAAGACACCUUCAGUCUAUCAGUCGUCCCCUCGGUUCAUCCAACCACAUCCAUCCCAUCCAUCCCGUCCAUCCCGUCCAUCCCCCGGUCAUCAGCCCCUCCCUGCCCCGCAGCAGGGCGGUUCGUUCAGCCCGUCACGGCGGUUUCUCUGGGCCUCAAUGCCGUCCUGCUGGCUGCUGCUGUUGGUUUUCUUUGUGUCUAUAUAAGGAGGAACGGCUGCUGCUGCAGCAGCUGCUGCAGCUGCAGGGCGAAGGGCUCUGCAGCAUACAACAUGGAGACCGACGACAUGCAGAGCCCACAGUACGAGGAGAUCCAGCUGCCUCCCUCUCCGGUUCCGGUUCCGGUUCGGGUUUCAUCAGAGUGCAUCUACUACAAAGCUCAACAUCCCAACCCAAAGAUGCGUCAAUACUGAGUCACACCUGGACAGGUGAGCCGGUCUGAAGGGAGUCCAGGAAGUCCAGCUUCCUGCUUCUGGACGCUAUGAACUCUGGGAAAUGACCGCUGGCCGAAGGAGUCUGUAUAUGUGAGAGUAUUUAUUAGUUUCUGUUAUAGUUUUAGUUCCUGUUUCCUGUGAUUUGUUUUUGGGCCGCAGUGAUAAUAAAAACAGGAUGUCUAAAUAUCA
Xiphophorus hellerii (green swordtail) is the source of this 1923-nucleotide messenger RNA. RefSeq lists its product as uncharacterized. Lineage: Eukaryota; Metazoa; Chordata; Actinopteri; Cyprinodontiformes; Poeciliidae. The record is from RefSeq and is a predicted model, not a curated record. The coding region runs from base 979 to 1713 and encodes 244 amino acids. The transcript has 4 exons.